CCGUCGAGUCCUUUCAUAAUUCGAUGGGCUUUGUCGUAUUUUGGAUUAUUGAAAUAAGUUUUUCAAUUGAUAAAAGUAAACAAUAAUUCACGAUAAAGUCAAUUAACUAACGUUCCAGUAUGGCUGACCUCAAGAUAUGCAGGAUAUGCCUUCGAACAGAGGCGAAGGUUUACAGGCUCGAUCAAUUUCAGCUUGUGUAUUAUUAUGAAGAAGUUAUGGCGCUAAAAUUAGAUUAUGAUGAUGGUCUACCACAGUACUGCUGCUAUGAAUGUGCCACCAUGCUCCAUAAGUUUCACAAGUUCAAGGAAAAGUGUUACCGAGGACAAAAGGCAUUCAAAGAGAUGCUGUGGAAAGGUCCAGUCACAUAUGAAUCGGUAUACAAAGUCGACAGAAAAGCUCUCGGUCUCCAGUCCACGUUAACAGUUCUCCCAGUGGAGUAUGUUACUACAGACGACAUGGAUACCGUCAUAAAAGAAGAAAACGACGAAUAUGACGAAGACAAUUGCAAUGAGUCAUUAUCGGAUACUGAUAAUCAAGAGAUCUAUAACCAUGAAAGUAAUUCAAUUGAUGAGAAAUGUAUAGUACUACCAGAUAAUGAAGUUGGAAUGGUCGUAGAUUCAGAAAAUCCACUUGAUUCUACAACAGUAUUCGUAGAGGAUAAAAAAGAAGUCACAGUGCUUGAAAAUGAGCCGUUAAAGAAUGAGAAAAAGCCAGUAAAGAAAAGUAAACGAUCACAUACAGCACCUAUUACUCGUAAUGCUAAGAAAUACAAGAUUGUUUCGAAGACGAAGUUCCUGGAUGCUAAUCAUUGGAAGAUGUUUAAUUUGUCGGAAGAAGAGGCAGUGAAAGAUUUCAGGGCUAAAGCAGAUGACCCUAAAUAUUUGGCAGCAUCGUUCAAGUGCACAGAUUGUUUUAAAGGUUUCUCGAAAGAGCUCAUGUUGAAACGACAUAGGCAUUUAAGGCAUAAUGAAACUGUAGGCCCAAUAGAGUGCCGCUUCUGCCGCAUGCGUUUCAAAUGGGACUGCGAACUACGCAAGCACAUGCGCUCACACUUCACCAAGUUCCAGUGUUUGAGAUGCGACCUGGUCUGCCCUAUCGAGACCACAGCUUUGUUACACGAGGAUUAUCACAACGGAAUUAUUAGGAAAUGCAUUCACUGCAAUGAAGAGUUCAAACAUAGUUCGACAUAUUACACGCAUUUGCGUACGCAUCGUAGCGAUCACGUGUGCACGACGUGCGGCGCGUCCUUCGUCAGCGUCGCCGGGCUCAGCCAGCAUAAGAAGCUGCAGCAUUUCCACAGCGAGAUCGAGAGUCCGGACGAUGACGAAGAGGUGAACACAUUCUGUGAGAAGUGCAACAUUCGCUUCGAGACUAGAAAAGCUUACAAUGAGCAUCUGUUCCACUCCGCUAUGCAUUUGGAAGGAGCCGAACAAGAUCUAAACGACGAAUACUCAGUGCCAAAGAAGAUACUUGGAAAGAAAGCUCAGGAAAAGAUCACCAUCGAGCUGCGAAGAAACAAAAACUCAGAACAAAAGUUACCAUCAAUAAAAUCGUACCGAAAGAGGAAACCGAGGAGGCAACCCAAAAAACCAACGGACUGUCAUCAGUGCGGCAAACACUUCGAAACUCAAGCAGCGUGCAUGAAGCACCAUCUAGCGGAGCACCCGCGCACUUCGUUCUUCGCGCCCAAUGAGAGACACAUUUGCGAGAUCUGCGGCGCUUCCUUAGCGCCGGGCAGCGUAGCCAUGCAUCAGAAUAUACACACACGCGAAAAGGAGUUUCCUUGCGACUCCUGUUCGAGGACUUUUCACUCCAGUAUCGGCCUGAAGAGGCAUAUGGUGACGCACACGGGUGAGAAACCAUUCGCCUGCAGCCUGUGCGACAAGCGGUUCACGCAGAGCAACAGUAUGAAACUACACUACCGCACCUUGCAUCUCAAGCAACCCUACCCAAAGAGGAACAGAAGAAAGAAGAAAGCUGAGCCGCCCAUGGUGAUGGAAGAAGAGAAGAGUACCGGGGACGAUUCCAACAGUGGGCAGCAAGACAUGCAUUACCUCACUCUACAAUAAACCAUCAGCCCACGCUACGUCUUCCAGCCCGUGGUCGCCACCCGAGAACUUUCCUGCCCCAACGGCCAUCGUCUCUACGAGCUA
Ostrinia furnacalis (Asian corn borer) is the source of this 2153-nucleotide messenger RNA. RefSeq names its product zinc finger and SCAN domain-containing protein 31. Gene Ontology annotation, biological process: regulation of transcription by RNA polymerase II. Gene Ontology annotation, molecular function: DNA-binding transcription factor activity, RNA polymerase II-specific; zinc ion binding. Bases 120 to 2069 code for a protein of 649 amino acids. Gene Ontology annotation, cellular component: nucleus. The transcript has 14 exons. The record is from RefSeq and is a predicted model, not a curated record. Lineage: Eukaryota; Metazoa; Arthropoda; Insecta; Lepidoptera; Crambidae.